This is a messenger RNA of Lingula anatina, 2151 nucleotides long. RefSeq lists its product as uncharacterized. The record is from RefSeq and is a predicted model, not a curated record. Lineage: Eukaryota; Metazoa; Brachiopoda; Lingulata; Lingulida; Lingulidae. Gene Ontology annotation, molecular function: microtubule binding. Gene Ontology annotation, cellular component: cytoplasm; centrosome; nuclear microtubule. Gene Ontology annotation, biological process: centrosome cycle; spindle assembly.
UACUACUGCCUUUUACCUGUUUUUUUCAUUUGCAGGAAACCACUCACACAAGGAAGACUUAUAUCCCAGUCUGACUCUGCUUUAGGAGCUGAGAUUUCACGAACUGAAAGCCCUUCACAGAGGUUAUAUAAGCCAGGCACAGAUGGAAGUUACAAAGUGAGCUAUGAUGGAAGCAGUACAGGAGAUCUUUCUCCCAGACAGAAGUUGAGUAGCCAUAAGAAAGUCCAUGCUGACCACCAUGUAGAGGAUGUAUUAUCUAGCCCAAGAAGAGCUCAACCAAACCAAACAGAACACCAUUCUCCGAAACGGGUCACACCAUCCAGAUUAUUAGAAUUAUCAGACAGUGAUGAUGAAGUGGCAUUUAAAACAAGAAGAUCUCCCCGUGUAAUGCAGCACAUCAAGCACAGUCCAGCGCCAAAUGUCCUGGUAGUGGACGCGUCCAGACAGACCAGACAGCCUCUGGACACAGAAGUGGACAUCCACCUGGGGUUUGAACACUCCCCUGUCAAAGUGGUCUGCCACUCCCCGGGGGCCGUACAUUCUGACCUCAGGAACACAGGGGACACUGCAGCAGCCAGGAGGGUACAGGUGGACCAGGUCCCCUCUGUGAACAUAUUGUCUGGGAACACAGAUAUCCCACAGUCAGACCAGGAAAGACCAGGACACCGGUUUAAGUCUCCUAUGGUCAUCAGAGAGGCUGCAGUGGCAGGUGGCAAGAUUGACCAUCAUUCUGCAGUGGAGACAGUGGACACAACUGACCACUUGACCAGGCCAAUGAGGGAGGACCUUCAGUACCAAACUUACCAGCAACCCAGAGUAACCAUAGGAGAUAGUGGAAUACCAGGAGUAGAGCCCCUCCCUCAGAGUGACACUGCCUCUGUGGAGGAGGUGUACCAUGAAGUAAAACCUAAGUUGAAGGGUUCAGUGGUAGGGCCGUCAGCAAAGAAGGAAAAGAAAAAACAGUCAAAAGAGAGAAUUGUACCCUCCAGAUAUAUGCAGAGUGGGACAUCAUCCAGACACAAGGGACAGUCAUUGGUUGGUAAGAGUGGUGCAAGGAGUAGUGCCACAGAAACAAAGAAGACACAUAAAAGACCAGUUGUCAGUAAGAAACGUACAGCCCCAGACUUCAGCACCACUCCAAUGGUGAGAGGGGUGUCCAAGAUGGCCUCCACCCCUGCGGUUGACACAUCCUCUUACCCUCAACCAGGACCAAUUGAUGUCUCUGCCAUUGCAACAGAUCUCCCACACCUGAGCAUGGCAGGACCUCCAAGCAAACCUCCUGCCGCAGUCUCAGUCCAAAGACCUCCCAGUAAAACUUUAUCUAGGACAAAACAUAAACAGCCAAAGAAUGUGUCAGUGAAGGAAGAGUCAACUCGGGAAAUGAGUUCACAGCAUUUAUCAUCAGCUUCUGUAGCUACCCAGGAUUCUGCCUACUCAUCACACUCUCAGUCUCACACCACAAAGAAGAAGUCUUCCCCUUCUCGAAUCACUCAGGAAUCUCUCGACCUUCAAUAUGCCAGGUAUUUACAGUGGGUGUUUCUGGAAACUAAAGCAAAAAAGGAAUUUCAGGAACAGGAGAAGCAAGUCGUGGCACAGUUGUAUGGUUUGUGGGAAGAAAAUCAAAGGCUGCUACAGAAAAAGGCAGAAGUGGAGCAGACAUAUGAACAGCUGAAGCAUGCAAAUAAACUGGAUGAAUUGCUCGAAUUGCAGAAGGCUGGUUUAGGACCAGUAGCAGCUAACCUGCCUGGCUUGAGACAGCAGUACAGUACACUGGCCCAGGCUCUGGACACCACACGGCACCAGAUACUGUGUAGAGGAGUACAUAUCCCAGAGAAUGAGGAGGACUUCCAAGAAGCUAUGUUAUCAGCACUAGCAGAGAGCGAGCAGCUUCUUGGGGAACUUAGUGUAAUGACGAGGCAACAGCAGCCUAAAGUGACCUCUUUUGCUAAUGCGAUCCAAGCUUUAGAGAAAGCAGUUGAUGAAGAGAGUAAAGAACUCAAAAGGUGUCAGGAAAUGCAGGCAGCUGUACAGACUUUAGCCACUCAAGAAAGCUCCCUGAAAAUACAGGCCGUUCAGAUCAGAGACGAGGAAUGAGAAAUGAAUGACUUAAGCCACUCUUGAAAGCUCCCUGAAAAUACAGGCCGUUCAGAU